This is a messenger RNA of Triticum urartu, 2128 nucleotides long. Its product is annotated as benzaldehyde dehydrogenase, mitochondrial. NCBI's taxonomy places the organism in Eukaryota, Viridiplantae, Streptophyta, Magnoliopsida, Poales, Poaceae. Gene Ontology annotation, molecular function: oxidoreductase activity, acting on the aldehyde or oxo group of donors, NAD or NADP as acceptor. The record is from RefSeq and is a predicted model, not a curated record.
CCAAGCGCAAGAGCACUUGUGCACUUGCUUCUUGAACAUGCCCACAAGAAGUGCAACCGUGCAAGGAGAUCUCCAUUAUACCCUCCCAUACUGGCCACUGCCACUAGCCUCAAGAGUGCAAGGAGAAUAUAUACUCCUCCUCCAUUGCUCCUCACUUCCCGUGCAGUAGACCACUUGCUGUGACAGGGUUAGCCAUGGCCGCAAGGAGGGCCGCUUCCUCCUUCCUCUCGCGCCGCGGCCUCCUCACGAAGCCUCCCGCCGACUCUCUUCUCGGAGCAGACAAUGCACGGCGCUUGUUGCCCGGGGCCGUUUACAGGUUCAGCACCGCACCGGCCGCCGCCGACGACGAGCAGCCGAUCAAACCACCCGUGGAGGUCAAGUACACGCAGCUCCUCAUCAACGGCAACUUCGUCGAUGCAGCAUCUGGAAGGACGUUCCCGACGGUGGACCCCCGCACCGGCGAGGUCAUCGCGCGCGUGGCCGAGGGCGACGCCGAGGACAUCGACCACGCCGUCGCCGCCGCCCGCAGGGCCUUCGACGAGGGCCCCUGGCCGAGGAUGACCGCCUACGACCGGUGCCGGGUGCUGCUGCGGUUCGCGGACCUGAUGGAGCGGCACAACGACGAGAUCGCGGCGCUGGAGUCGUGGGACGGCGGGAAGCCGCUGGAGCAGUCCGCCGGCGGGGAGGUGCCCAUGGCGGCGCGCUGCAUGCGGUACUACGCCGGGUGGGCGGACAAGAUCCACGGCAUGGUGGUGCCGGCCGACGGCCCGCACCACGUCCAGGUGCUGCGCGAGCCCAUCGGCGUCGCCGGCCAGAUCAUCCCCUGGAACUUCCCGCUGCUCAUGUUCGCCUGGAAGGUCGGCCCGGCGCUCGCCUGCGGCAACGCCGUCGUGCUCAAGACCGCCGAGCAGACGCCGCUCUCCGCGCUCUACGUCGCCAGCCUCCUCCACGAGGCCGGCCUCCCGGACGGCGUCCUCAACGUCGUCCCCGGCUUCGGCCCCACGGCCGGCGCCGCGCUGUGUAGCCACAUGGGCGUCGACAAGCUGGCGUUCACCGGAUCGACUGGCACGGGCAAGAUUAUUCUGGAGCUGGCGGCGAGUAGCAACCUGAAGCCGGUGACGCUGGAGCUCGGCGGCAAGUCUCCGUUCAUCGUCAUGGACGACGCCGAUGUCGACCAGGCCGUCGAGCUCGCGCACCGCGCGCUCUUCUUUAACCAGGGGCAAUGCUGCUGCGCUGGGUCUCGGACGUUCGUGCACGAGAGCGUGUACGACGAGUUCGUGGAGAAGUCCAAUGCUCGCGCUCAGAGGCGCGUGGUCGGCGACCCCUUCAAGAAAGGUGUCGAGCAGGGACCUCAGAUCGAUGGCCAGCAGUUCAAGAAGAUUCUGGGCUACGUCAAGUCGGGCGUCGACAGCGGCGCCACCCUCGUCACCGGCGGCGACAGGGUAGGCAGCAGGGGCUUCUACAUCCAGCCGACGGUCUUUGCAGACGUCGAGGACGAGAUGAAGAUCGCUCAGGAGGAGAUAUUCAGGCCCAUCCAGUCCAUCCUCAAGUUCAGGUAUGGCGGCUUCCCAACCCAACAAACCAACAAUGAAGGAGGAUGGCGAAGAUGAGAUGGCGGGAUGGUGGAAGAAGGCUGCGAAGAAGCUUAGAGAGGAGGAUGCAGCCAAGCUAAAGAAGAAAAAGGAAGAGGAGCUUGAGGAGAAGAGGAAGGAAGAAGAGAGAGCGUCAAAUGCGAUGCGCGCUAGGGAGCAAGCAUUGGUGAGGAAAUGUGAGGAGGCACAGAAGAAGCGUCUAAAGGAUUUUGAAGAAGGAACCAUAAAGCUUUGGGCAAUUGCAGCUGAAAAAAAAGAGAGGGAGGAAAAGAUAUUCAUGGAGAGGGUGGUUAAGGAGGCCCACCUCAUAAGGAAAAGGGAGGAGGAAGAGGAAGAAGAGAAGAAGAAGAAGAAGGGAAAGGGGCCUUGCUCUACGCAAUAGAGCUAUGUCAUGAACUACUAUCUCUCCUCUUCGAUUUGGUUGUGAACUACUAUGUGUCAUGAACUACUAUCUCUCCUCUUCGAUUUGGUUGUGAUCUACUAUGUGUCAUGAAGUACUAUGUAUUAUGAAUUAGUAUGUGUCGUGAAGUACUAUG